AUGGCAAUCCUCAUAAAUCUGAUUCUACUCAUCUGUCUCUGUGUGUAUCUAGCAGUAGCAGAGGCACCCGAGGAUCUGUCUGGGAGUAUUGUCGAGGUUGGGAUUUUGGAGGUAGGCACUUGGCGAUGGACGUUACAAUCUCAUUGUGGGAUCAAUCGACUCGAUCUAGUUGAGAUUGUCGAUGAUGUUCUGUGUUUUGACGGCCUAGACGGUCGGCAAUGGGGCAGGUUAAGAACUGCACCAGAAGAACCCAACCGUUCAAGAGGAAGCGCCAGACGCACUCGCCGGGUGCGAUACAACUCCAUACUAAUCAUAGCGGGAGAGUUGAGGCAUUUGGAUUCACCUUUCAAGGCGGUACGAAUUAAAGCCUUGGUAUAUUUGCUUAUUGAGGAGGUGGGAAUCUUAAUAUUCAUUGGUGGUGAAGUGCCUUCUGUCGUCAGUGAGUCUAAUGCAACAUAUACUUCAAAUAGCUGGAACUAUGCCCAAGUAUACGAUGUUUCUGCGCGUAAAUGGUUCAACCGCCGCACUUUGGACACUGUCGUACAAAGGAAAACGGAAUUCUGUGCCAUUGUGCAGCAUGACGCGCCCUCUACCGCGUAUCUGUCUAUCCCGCCAGUCAAAUGGUAUCAUGCAAGAAGCCUUGACCAUGAGCGUAUGUCUCAUGUAUAUGAAGCCUAG
Molecule: messenger RNA, 678 nt
Organism: Aspergillus pseudotamarii
Lineage: Eukaryota; Fungi; Ascomycota; Eurotiomycetes; Eurotiales; Aspergillaceae
Exons: 4
Coding region: 1-678 (225 amino acids)
Source: RefSeq, a predicted model, not a curated record